Messenger RNA from Drosophila novamexicana, 2251 nucleotides. RefSeq lists its product as uncharacterized. Lineage: Eukaryota; Metazoa; Arthropoda; Insecta; Diptera; Drosophilidae. Gene Ontology annotation, molecular function: endonuclease activity; protein binding. The record is from RefSeq and is a predicted model, not a curated record. Bases 99 to 2129 code for a protein of 676 amino acids. The transcript has a single exon.
AACAAAACAAACUGCAUUUGACAUUGAAAACGCGGAAAUUGGAAAAUAAUUGGAUAAUUAAAUACCUGAAGGGUGUGAAAAAUCAAUCGCUACAUGCAAUGGAGCAGCGCGCCAAUUUCCUAGCCCUGACGCUGCUGGACGCACUCGAGGACGAGAACGAAUCGGACAUAUUCUCCAUGCUGGACCGAAACACCAUCAAUGCCGGAAUUGUGCCCUGCGAGCGCGGAAUCGCCCCGCUGCACUACGUGUGCGGCAUGCCGAACGAGCAGCUGGCCGUGCGCAUACUGGAACGCUUCCUCGCCAGCGACCAGCUGGACGUGAAUGUGCGCUGCGACGGCAACAUGACGGCGCUGCACAUAGCCGCAAUCUAUGGCCGGGUGGAGCUGGUGCGUCUGCUGCUGGAGCACGGCGCCCGGCCGGACAUCGAGGACGACGAGCACAAGCUGGCCGUGCACUAUGCCAUUGACGAGUGCCACUUCGAGGUGCUGCAGCUGAUGCGCGACCACAUCCUCAGGGAGAAGCAGGCGCAGAAGCAGAAACAGCAGCAGCAUGCGACGCCCAAGUCGGGCAUCAAGUACAACCAUGACGUUACCUCGCCCUACUACAUCAAUAUAACGCACAGGCGUGGCAGGCCGCAGCCCAAGUUCCCAGAUAUCGGCGACCCGGAGGAGUCGGUGAAUCUGUUUACCCUCACACGCGAUCAUCUGGCAGAACUGACGCACAGCCAGGAGGAGGCGUCCUGUGGGCGACGCACGCUAAUCGAAAGCUGGCGCGACAAGGUGGAGCGUUCACGUGCACGCAAAUCGCUGCUGCAGACAGAGCAUGUCGAGACGCUGGUGGAGCAGGCCAUGGCCCAGCCUGACUUUAGCUUCGAGGAGCAUGUGCAGCAGGCGUUGCGCCAGGCGGAUGAGCAGCGCGAGCAGCAGGAGCAAGCGGCGCCAACUGAAGGCAGCAGCGCCGCCUUCGGCCAGCUUGUGGAGCAAGUGGCGCAGGCUUGCGUGCUGGAGCAGAGCUUCCACACAGCCCCGGAAGAGCCCGCGCCAGACAAGUCCUACUAUCUGCAAAUGACCGAAGCCUAUGUGCACACGGACGACGAGAAUGGCCUAGUCUUCUAUGAAACCAAGCUGCUGCAGAAUGUGCCUGAAAAGCCGCCCACCAAAUCCAAACAGCGGCUGGCGCCGCCGCCGCCAGCCAAGCUGCAGCUCGACAGCAGCGCUAGCACCAAUGUGAGCCUGCCGCUGGACUACGAGACGGAUGCACUGCGUGCGGAACUGACACAGCUGGGCGCCCCGCCCGUGGGCCCCAUCACGCACACCACCAAGCGGCUGUACAUCAAGCAGCUGAUCAAGUACAAGCGGAACACGGCCGCUCUGCUGGCGGCGCAGCGGCACGCGAAGGCGGCGCAGAUCAAGUACUCCGUGGAGCUGCAUCAUACGCUGCGCUCCCAGGCGGACUUCGAGCACAUCGAGCGGUAUAUGGCGCACGAGUGUGCCUCUGCGGCGCACUUUGCCACGGCUGCGGCGGGUGGACGGCAGCUGCGCGAGGGUCAUCUGAAGCAGAGUUUCAUUUAUAUGUUGAUUGAUCCGCGCAUCUCGAGGAAUUUGCCGGGCGAGCGCAGCUUUCUCGAUCCGCUAAGCAUUUGGUCGCGCUUUCUGGAUGCCAUUUUCUAUGUGGGCAAGGGCAAAUCCUCGCGGCCGUAUGCCCAUCUUUAUGAUGCAAUGCGUCAGCAUACGCGCGCCCAUCUGCAGCAGCCGGCGACGGGAAAGAAGGGCCGGGCCGGACGCUGCCUGCUAAUGCCGGAGAUUUUCAAAUCGCCGCCGCCGCCGGGCAAGGCUGGCAGCAAGAAGCUGCAGCGCAUCCUGGACAUUUGGCAGCAUGGCAGCGGCGUCGUGUGCUUGCAUGUUUUCCACAAUAUUCUGCCCACAGAUGCGUACACGCGCGAGGCUUCCAUCAUAGACGCCCUCGGCCUCACGCACUUGACGAACAUGAAGCGCGGGGAUUACUAUGGACCGGCCCAGAUCUGGACCAUGAAGCAGAAGAAGCAGCUGGGCAUCGCAUUGCUGCACAAGGCCAUGCACAUCUAUUUGGCGGAGGGCGAAUCGCAGUUGUCGCCCAGUGAUUUAAUUUAGGAGUUUUUAGCAAUAAGUACCAAGUACAAAGUGUAAAGGUGCGGCAAGGCUAUCUUAUACCCGGAUCUCAGUUCAAAAAUGUGUGUAGCAUAAUUAAAUAAAAAAUCUCAUAAGAAUAGACA